Molecule: messenger RNA, 738 nt
Organism: Cuscuta campestris
Lineage: Eukaryota; Viridiplantae; Streptophyta; Magnoliopsida; Solanales; Convolvulaceae
Source: the annotation of a GenBank genome assembly
AUUACAAUUUUUGAAAAAAGAAUUUUUGAAAAAUAAAGUAGAUAGUGGGAGAGGGACAGAAGCAGGAGAAGAAGGGAUGGAUUACAAUCUGGCCGCGCUGAAGCUCCUAUGCUCACACCUCAACACCGCCACUGAGACUAAAACCUCUCACUCUCAGACCGCCUUUUCUCUGUGCGGAAUUCUCUUCCAGCGCGCUUGGAUUCAGGGGGUUUUGGUCUCAACACCGUCCACCUCUGAUGACGACGCCGGCCGCUUCCUCCUCGACGACGGCACCGGCGUUAUCCAACUUGUGCUCUCCAGCGAGUACCUCCAGCAUGAUGCCUGGAAAUUAGGUAUGUAUGUAAUGGUUGUAGGAGGAUAUUCAGUUCGAAAAGAUGGCACCCCGUUCAUUAAGGUGCACAAAAUUGUUGACCUUUCACCGGUGCCGGAUCGAGAGGCGAUGUGGUAUCUAGAAGUUGUGGAGGCAUUCAAACUUUUCUAUCAGCCCCUCUUAGAGUACAAUUCUGAAUGAAUGUGUCAUUUCUGGUUACUCGAGGAUCAACAUGUAAUUAUUGUUGCUUCUGCACUCAACGCUUUAAUUAUUCUUUGUUGAGAUGGUUCUUAUUGCUUGAUUCAUAGGAUCUCUUUUCAUGCUUAGGCAAGUUUAUGACCUCAUUGGGCACUGGAAGGCCAAGCCAUCACCUGUUGAGCCAAUUCAAAGUGACCAAAUUGAGUUUGAACUAAAGCACAGGUUUUUAU